Molecule: messenger RNA, 1372 nt
Organism: Ostrea edulis (European flat oyster)
Lineage: Eukaryota; Metazoa; Mollusca; Bivalvia; Ostreida; Ostreidae
Exons: 1
Coding region: 500-1030 (176 amino acids)
Source: RefSeq, a predicted model, not a curated record
AGUUUUGUGCGGCGCAUUUCCUCCUCGCUUGUUUCCUGUUUCCUUCCAAAGAUUUGAAAAAAAGACAACGACCAACAAAAUCUACAGACAACUAAACAUAUGGUUCCUCCGUCCACGCUGAUUGGGAAGGCUUGCACCUCCGCAAGUAUCAAAGAUCGAUCGAUCGCUCGUAAUCCCGCGGCUAAACAUUUACUAAUAACAGAUCGUUGAACCAGCACGUUGUAUUAAUUCCAAGCUUGGAGAGCUAUUCAAAUCACUUAAACGGUAGACGUGGUUCGGAGACUGUCGUAUUUAUUUGUUUAACCACUUAAGAACUGCGAAGCGCUCGGCCGUUUGGUCUUGGUAUAUUAAGUUUUGGAGAAGUAAAUUAGCGCUAAAAGGUGUCUCUUAAAACAAGAUCUGAUGGAUUAUUCGCAUAACAGGAAUCUCCCCGCUAAAAGUCAGUCUGGAUAAUAGCUGUGUUUGGAGGUAAGAUUUAUAGAUAAAAAACAAAGUGGAAAUGGAGGAACAAAAGACUAUGCCGAAAGUGAAACAAGAGUUGUUACCCCUGCCGGACCUUUCACGGAGGCGCUCACAUUCGGAUGCUGCACAGUAUAGACAGGCAAGACGAAACUCCACCAAAAGCACCAUUCCUGACAUAAAAAUCACAAACGAUGACUCGUCAGAUAUUAGUCUAGAUGAAAUAGAGGACGAAUUUGACUUUGAGUUAACAUUUCCAAUGAGACCUAGGGCCAACACGUGCCCCAACGAUCUAUUCCAACGACCCAAAUCCAGUAGACCCCCUACCCCACCUCCGAUUGAGGGCAAGAAAUUGACUUGGAAAGAACUUACCCAAAGCCCGAGACACGAAAAAGUUACCUUUGCUAAACACAAAUUAACGAAAGUAUCAGAGGUUACUGAGGACAAAGCUAAACCGGAAGUCGUUCUAACCAUAACUGAAAUGAGUUCUUGUGCGUCAGAAGAUGCGAAAGUCAACAGUUCUAUUUCCCCAACCAUUUCAAGGACAAUUGGAUUAUCUGAAAUUGGAUAAGGAAAGUUGUAUUUGACAAAUGUUCAUUAAAAUUUUGGAAAUUAUGUGACGCCACCGGUUUAAUUGUUGCCUUAAUUGGACUUUUAAUUGGAUUAUAUACUCGAUUCCAUUAACAGGGAUAUACAGAUGUACGUUCUCAAACCAGUGAAAUUAAGCUGUAAUAAAGUUAUAAAACCGUAUGAAUAUACCUAAAUCUAUUUCUAAUUCGUUGAGCUUCAACCAAAUAACAUUUAAAAGAUGUUAAGAAGGGGACAAAACUGUGUUUUUACACAUACUAGUGUAAAGUCUGAGAUUUUAUGCCAUCAUAAAGGAAAACAUGUGAAUUAUAUGAUAUAAUUAGAA